AUGUUUCCGACGGCAGGCACAGCGGCCGGCACAGGCAGAGCAGCCGGGGCUGGGGGCAUCUCCAAUGGAGUAGCGGCUAUGGCUACUAAGGCUGACGCGGCCGUCGUCUUGCAAGCCUGGUCCUCGACGAUCGCCGUCUGCGAGUCACCCGCAGGCGCAGAUGCCGGCGCAGAUGCCGUCACAGGCAGAGCGGCCGGUUCGGGGGGCAUACCCCAGGGAGCUGAGCCGAUGGCAGCAAUCCCUGCGGCCGCCGCCGCCGCCACCACUGUUGGGGAGCCUGCUGAAACGUCCCCCUUGCGGUGCGAGAAGCCAGCUUUAACGGUCUCAGUUUCCGCUGGACCAGCAAUCGGCCUCAUGGCCGCCGUCUCUAUGGCACCCGGCGCUGGUUGUGUCAAUGUGGGUGCAGCCAAUGCCGCCAACGCCAAUGCUGCCUCACUUUCGUCGGAAGACGCAUUUCUGACGAUGGAGAAUCGUCGCCGCCGGUACGGGCGCGGCCGACGCCUUGGCAACGUUGGCUGGCGUCCUCGCGUUUCUACGGGCUGCCGAGGCACUGCGUCAUUGUACCAAGCCGUCUUGUUGUGCCCGUCCGACCAUCGCGACCAAUUCUCAGCGCUUUUCUGCGGUAGAUUCCGCCGCAACAAGACCCGAACCGGAAUAUUUUCCAGAACCUCUGUACUUGCGCAUGUAUUCUAUGUCGUAGGUCCUGCGUGGUCCCGCCAUCCUGCCUGGGUAUGUACUAGGUUGGUACGCAUACACACCGUGGACGCAACACCGCGCCCGAAGCAUUGGAGCCAACAGCAGACAGCAAGAGCCCCAGACAGCGUUCCUAGCGACCUUUGUGGUAAAGGAAGAGUCUGAGCGGUACCAAGUGCGUCUGCGAACAGCAACUGGUCAAGAACGGAGUUCUGAGCCGAGGGGAGCUUUCCUCUGCACAUUAUUAUGGUCACGUGCUCGUACGGAGACUCCUUUUACCUUGUGUCGGAAUUCGGCACGACACUGGACGGUUGCUACGAAGACUCUGGGAGCACCGAAAACUCUCUUCCCGAGUACUACAGGGACGGAUUUAAGGUCGAUGGGGAAUAUUCAGUGCAUGCCUCAACAUCUUUCGGCACUAGUUGGGCGAUAUGGGUGCUGUCGCAAUACCAGGAUUAUGUCCUAGGUGGCACCUUGGAGAUCAGAUGCAAAGAUUCAGAUGAGAACGAUGCGUCGCUAAUUCACCCCACGGAGGUCAUCCAGUGGGAUUGCGAGGAAGCUGACAACGAAUUUACAAGGCUCGACUACGUGACGACCACAUGUGGCUGUACUACUCUGUCUGGAGGUUCGACCGAUGACGGGUGGUCUACGGGAGAAAUAGCUGGGGCGGUGGUGGGCGCGAUAGUUAUAAUAUUAGGAAUAUUAGCCGCCUAUUUCGGGAGGGAGUAUGUCUGUAGGAUCACGGGGACCCGCGAUAAUCGCUGCGAUAUGUGCUGUAGCUGUCCCAACAAUUCAGUCAGUGGAGCUUCGUCAACCUGAUCUCCCUGCCCUUGCUUGGGCUAUGAUUGACGUUUGACUUUUACCACGAUCUUUUCUCGUGAGGAAAGCAUGAUAAAUGGUUUUGCUGACAUCGCACGAUGCGUCAGUAUGAGGUGAUUUGUUUUUUUUGCAGUCUCUUACGAGCGGCCGGUGGAACCCGUACGAAUAUCUUCGGAGCAUACGGACAUUGUCCGUUAGAUGAUGUAGCAGGCUUGUUGUUAUCUGUCUGCGUCCAGCUUCUGAGGCGUUGUUCGUGUGUGCAUGCACGGAUUAGAAUACAUCAACGGGGUUGUGUAACGUGGCGUCACAGAUAGCAAUUGAUGGUAUUCGUAGUGAAGGUAGUAUUCCUCGUUGGUUAUCAUGAGUGCACUUUGGUUAAAGGAACCAGGGAGGGUGUUCCGUGUUUCUCGGAGACGUUCGCGUCCACAUGCCCAGUAUUUUCACUUGAAAGUAAUGAUUCGCUCUUCAAGUUUCUGAGAUUGCCUCGUUACGCCAGCGACGGGGGGGGCGAUUUUGACGUACAGACAGCGUUGCCGUCGCAUGAUAGCUGUUAGGAACAAUUCCUCAGAAUAGUCUCAUGCUAUGGCUUACCAGGAAUGUAAGGAUAUGCCGUUGUUGGAAACUAGGUUAGGAUCUUGGUUGAUGCAGAAAGGAUAUGAUAGCGCGCCACCCACGAUUGUAGAGGCGGGCUUUGUGGAUUCUAGGACGUCUGGUAUUAGUCUGGCUUAUGUCGCUCUAAAUAGUAGCGCAACCGUAACAGCAGGUGUCUGAACGGUAAAUAUUUGUGGGGGUUUCAGUUGAUCCAGAGGCCGGUUUUCCCCCUGUUAAGUUUUUCGCAUUGUUUUUUUCGUUUUGUUUUUGGCCACAUCCGGCAUGUACAUGCCCACGAGUGGUUAGUUACUUGUGGAAAGAACCAAGGAGGGUCUUGGUGUGUGCAUGAGCGAAUUAGGAAAUACAAACGGGAUCGU
This is a messenger RNA of Ectocarpus siliculosus, 2480 nucleotides long. The record is from the annotation of a GenBank genome assembly. NCBI's taxonomy places the organism in Eukaryota, Phaeophyceae, Ectocarpales, Ectocarpaceae.